AUGGAUUUCAGACACUCGAGCGUCGUGGCUGCGGGUACCUACCGAGACGACGGUUUGGCGAACGCCAUCCCGCUGAGAAUACACAAAGACCCUUACAAAGAGAUCGCCGGUUCUCUCCGCGCACAGAAAGAUUGGGAUUCUACCGUGAGCACCGUGCAGAACUAUCAGGGCGGUUUGGGGCAUCCAUACAGUUUCAUCCGCGUCACCAUACCGGAAUGUAUUCCCGAACGCCUGGAGAUCAUCUCGUACGCCAACGAGUAUGCUUUCCUCUACGAUGACGAAAUGGAGAAUUUAGACCUGAAAAACUUCAAAGAAGGCCGCGAUGAUAUGCUUCACGUCUUUCGCGAUGAUGCACUCAACGAGAAGGUUUCAGACAAGGUUCGUCCGGAGAAAAAAUUGCAAGCGCAAAUACUAGCCGACAUGAUGGCCAUCGACCGACCCCGAGCGAUAACGACGAUGAAAGCAUGGGCAAAAUUCGUCGAACUUGCGUCGCGCACCCGCUCGGAGCCUUUCGAGACAUUAGACGAAUAUCUCCCGAGCCGAGCGAUUGAUGCCGGAGAAUUGUAA
Didymosphaeria variabile is the source of this 567-nucleotide messenger RNA. RefSeq lists its product as uncharacterized. The transcript is spliced from 3 exons. The record is from RefSeq and is a predicted model, not a curated record. Lineage: Eukaryota; Fungi; Ascomycota; Dothideomycetes; Pleosporales; Didymosphaeriaceae. The coding region runs from base 1 to 567 and encodes 188 amino acids.